CUGGUGAUUCUUUGUAGUUUUAUAUUAUCUCGUAUACUAUAGGCAUAUACUCUGCAUCUCGUGCAAUAUACGUGGGUUACGAUAAGCAUGUAAAUCGCUGUCGUAAUAUUUGGGGAUUUUUUGCCAUACAGGACUAAAGAUAUUUCUUUUAAUCUUCUUCAAUUUACUUAACAAGUAGGCCGCAUUGUAGGAACAAGUUGCCUCACGAAAAGUAUUUUAAGUGACAUUGUCGACAAUUACGACUUUUUUACAAUCUAUUUUGUCAUAAGUUGAUAUGAAUACAUUAGAUAUGAAAUCCAUGUUUUUUGCAUUUUUAAUUAUUACGACGUUCUCAGAAGGAAGAUCGCAGGUCAUACCAUUGUUUCUUCAAAACAAAUUCCUAAAUUUUCUCUUCCCUAAGGACCCUGGUUUAGUGAGAGUAAGAAGAAUGGAUCGAGCCGAAGAAAUGAACAAUGGAAAAGUAUUGGAUUUCAUUGGCCUGGUAGAACAAUACGAUUAUCCUGCUGAGGAGCAUAACGUCACAACGGAGGAUGGUUACAAUUUGAAAAUACACAGAAUACCUGGAAGUCUAUUGUUGGAUAACAAAAAAAAGAAGGAAAUUAUAUUCAUGCAACACGGCCUUUUUGCUUCAUCCGAUAGCUGGGUAUUGCGCGGACCUGGUAAAGACCUUGUAUUUUUAUUGGCAGAUCAAGGAUAUGACGUAUGGAUAGGAAACGUGAGAGGAAAUAGUUACUGCAGAUCGCAUGUGAAUAUGACGAUAUACGACCCCAAAUUCUGGCAGUAUAGCUUUCACGAGAUUGGAACAAAAGAUCUGCCAGCUAUGUUCGAUUACAUUUUCAAUUAUACAAAGCAAAAAGAUUUAUACUAUAUCGGCCAUUCAAUGGGGGUUACUGAGCUAUUCACUUUUCUGUCAUCAAAACCGGAAUACAAUAUAAAAAUAAAAAUGGCUAUUUGUCUGGCUCCUGCAGCUUCUGUUUGGGUAAAAAUACUACCUGCCUUUAACGAAUUUGCUAACCUUCUUCCAACAGUGAAGGAAGUUCUACGAGAACAUGAAAUAUACGAUGUUUUCCCACAAUCUUUAGCGAUUGGUACGGCAGGAAGAUUGUUGUGUAAUGACAAUACGUUAACUCAAUUUAUUUGCGUUAUUGCAUUUUUCUCAAUGUUCGGUCCUGAUCCAGCACAACUUAACACUACAAUCCUGCCAGAAAUAUUAUCCUAUGUUCCAGCCGGUAGUUCUGUACAAACAUUAGAGCAUUUUUAUCAAAAUAUACGUGUGAAGGACUUCCGAAACUAUGAUUAUGGGAUAGCUGAAAACUACAAGCGAUACAAACAGAAAACACCUCCAAGUUAUGAUCUCAAAAAGAUUACUGCUCCAAUAAUUUUAUUUUACUCAACAAACGAUGUGGUUAUCUUAGAAGAGAAUGUGUUGGAACUUGGCAAACGCUUACCAAAUGUUCUUUUAACUGAGGAAGUUCCAUUUAAACUUUUCAAUCACGUAGAUUACCUGUGGGCAAUCGACGCAAAAAUUCUUUUGUACGAUCGUGUGUUAGAAUUAUUACAAAAGUUUGAUGCUGGCCAAAAUAAGUUUAUAAAAUAAAUCUAAUCUAAUCGAUGAAUGUAAAUGCAGGAGAGAAACCUUAAUUGGAUAACCUCUCUAUAUAAUUUAAAAUGUUGGUAAAUGUAGAAUUGCUAAAAAAAAAAUCAGUAAAUUACCCAGACAGCCAUGCUUGAUGAUCAGAUUUCAUCACGUCAUGAUCUUCUGAUAUUGAUAGAAAUGUGAUGUAUAUAUGUCUUGUGAUCAUAUUGUGAUGAUACACAUCAUGAGUACAAGUUAACGUAUGUGAGGAAAUAUAUGAGCUCAGAUAUUGACAUUCCUGGUCCAAACCAUGUCCUUACAUAAGUUCUAAGGACAGGUGUCCUAAGGUCAGAAAUAGACAACCUUAGGACACUUGCUCUUAGAACAUGACCUACUAGAUAGUCUUAUGUUGGAAGGACAUAUGACUUUAGGUCUAAAAGCUAUACGACCUAAGGACGUGAAGAUAUGUAUGACUAUAAUAAAAUCAAGUAAAUGUA
Molecule: messenger RNA, 2073 nt
Organism: Temnothorax curvispinosus
Lineage: Eukaryota; Metazoa; Arthropoda; Insecta; Hymenoptera; Formicidae
Product: lipase 3-like
Exons: 9
Coding region: 275-1597 (440 amino acids)
Biological process (GO): lipid metabolic process
Molecular function (GO): hydrolase activity, acting on ester bonds
Source: RefSeq, a predicted model, not a curated record